GUUCGACAGUGAAAAUGUGUUAUUAGCAGAGCACAGAAGCAGCUGCUUGGCUCUCUUCACUCUAGCUUUCUCUCAACGAACAGUGACUGGAGACAGACAAUAUGAUGGGAUGCAAGUCGGCACCCUUAGCCUGCCGGCAGCAGCAGCUGCAGAUGGAGAGCUCCACGGCCAGCCUGGAAGGAGUAGCCCUGGCCAAGCCUGAGCCCCUGUCCACCCUGGAGAGGCUGGCCGUGGCCACGGGAGGCACGGAGAAGUCCUGGUACCGCUGCAUCUUCCCCUUCGGCAUCAUCUCGCUGGUCAUCGGGGUGUCCGGCGCGGCGGUCACCUUCUACUUCAACAACCUGCCCAUGGCCAAGGCUGUCUCGGUGGUCCUGCUGGGGGUGGGCUUCUGCCUGAUGGUCACGGCCUUCGCCUGCUGGAGGGUGCACAAGAGGAAGAAGAGGAAAAGGAAAGAAGGGGGCUCCUUCAGCUCGGAGCAGUGCGCUCUGUGAGGGGGGUUCAGCGAAAGAGGAGCGUGGGGUGGCAAGGCUUCACCAUCCACUACCCCCCUCCCGUCCACCGGGAGCCGUUUGGGGCUGGACUUGCUAUUUGCAGUAACUCUGAGGCAGUGCUGGAGGGGGCUUGGUAAUAAAACACAGACAGACUGGACUGUCCAUUAAAGGUUCGUUGACAGCAUAAUAAAUCAUUGAUACGUAUGUGCAUGAAGUUUCUAAAAAGCACACGCAGCACAGAGGAAGACGCAUAUAAAGUUCUCAAAUCAAAGCCAGCUCCUUGCCUGCUAAAGCCUUCCUCAACACUGGAGCUCUGAAUCUCUGACGCACCGCCUCAGCUGUAAAAACAAAUAAGCAUCAGGAGAUUUAAUGAGGAGACAGGGACUGCGCUCAAAUUGCGGUCCUCUGGAGAAUCUCUCUGUUUCAAGGCAUUCACUGGAACAGGGGAAGGUGCGGUCAGGGUAGAUAACAAAGCACCUUCUGGAAAGCAGUGGACUGUUAGAUCAUGCCGUAAAAACAGGUCAUGUUUAUUCACAGAACUGAAUUACUGAUGCACUCUGUAUAUUUAAAAUAAAAGGUAAAGCAGCUGAAACAACAACGGCAGGAGCCUGUCACAGGACCAUCUGCUAUUCCUUAUGCUGGUUAACUUGCCAGGUCAGAAAUGUUUUUUGAGCAAGACUGCUAACCUCCAAAACAGAAGACACUAGUGUCCCAUACUUAGGGGUUGGUGGUUUAGCUAAGGCAUGUCGGCAAGCUAGGCAGAUUUAAUGAACACACACUCUUUCCUCCCCAUGCCAGGGAGGUGGGAGAGUGGAGCCUGAAAAGUAUUGCCAGGGACUUGUUAUGACACCCUUUAGAACAAGGAGACUUUUGGAUUUCAAAUCGGAUUCUGUACAAGAAGUCUGAAAAUUCAGUUCCGCGCUUUCUUGUCCACCUUUGUCAAUGCUGUCCCAGUUAUCAGUGCAGUGCUGCUACAAUGCCAGGUGGCACACAGCGGGCAUGGGACUGGCCUGCCAACCCUUUACAGUAAGAGUCAGAGAUUGAACCCCAGGGUCUCCGAAUGGACUUCAGUGGUGGUAUCCCACUCCUGCCCUCUCUCACUAAGAGGACUAUGCCUGAUUGUGGCCACUGUGCCUUUCUGGCUCCCUGUUUGCCCUGAAGGGGUGGUCAGUCAGUGGUUUGAGUUGGGAGGCAGAUUUAUCUACUAUAUGUACAGGACAUUUGUUCAAUUUACCCAUAAAGGUACCGAAAUAGAUCAGCCCCCCCCACCCCAGCCCGCACUGUGUGACUGCGACUGAUCCACUUGAGCUGAAGCAAAGGGGGGGACCAGGGGGCUUACAGAACAAAGACUGAAUGGGGCAGAAAGACCUUUUUUGUGGCACUGUGAUGGAGACAAAUUCACAGAACUGGUUUAUCGUAGUGUGCGCUACACUGCACAGGCUUGUGGAAAUGCAAGGUUUGUCUAGUUUUUUACAGUAAUAAAUACAACAGUAUACUUUAAACCAAGAUCCCUAUUACAGUUCCCCUAUCUAAAUGAUAUUUGAAUUCCAAUUCGGAUUUUACAGUUUUUUCUUUGUAAGUCGUAACAGUAAUGCCCAAUAAACACCUGGUCCUUAAAGGGUUAACAGGAUCUGCAAAAGUGACAAUGCCUCUGGCUCACAACUUCAUAACAGUUGACUAUUGAAUCAUCACCCCUGGCUCUUACAGUAAGAUUUAAUAAUACAAUAAAAGCACUGAGUGGUGAUGAUUGUAAAUUAGCCAGCCAGUGCCCCACGCAAGCCACCUUAAAAAUACGCUUUUGUUGUUUUUGUAAGAGUAAAUGCAAUGGCACUUGCUGCAGAGAGAGAGUGGCUCUUUGUGCAUCUGUGGUAUUGUAGGUGGAAUAUAGAAGUGAUACUUUUGUUACCUAAAAUAUGGGUACCAUUUGGGUGUCGGUAACUGUGCCCUGUAUUUAAGUCAGUUUUUAUAUGUUGCUACAAUUCGAAAUUAGUCCUGCCUUCUUUUUGCCUCUCAGGGAUGCAUCUCCGGGGGAGCUGGGGGAAUUUGUUUUUGUAUUCACCCCUGGUAUAGUGUCGUCAGUGUCCCUCUUGGCAAAUGAAGUGUUAACUGCAGAAAAGAAAGAGACUAUUUGCUGCUAGUCUGCAUUCAUAAAAAACAAACCCAGGCAUUCAUUGAGAACAAAAUAAAUAUUGUGCGUGCUCUGAAAGCAGAACACUAUACAGCUGGAGAGACAGGAGGGAGGGGGACUGAAGAAAAAACAACAGACUUCGAAUGUAUGUGCAAUGUACAUGUUUGCAUUUGUGCGUGCGUGUGUGUAUUUACAUAUGCUGUAUUUAUAUAUGUUUAUAAACAUAUUUCAAGUAUUUGUAUUAAAGUUGAUUAUUCAUAUA
Messenger RNA from Acipenser ruthenus (sterlet), 2881 nucleotides. RefSeq names its product transmembrane protein 100. Bases 102 to 491 code for a protein of 129 amino acids. Gene Ontology annotation, biological process: cellular response to BMP stimulus. Lineage: Eukaryota; Metazoa; Chordata; Actinopteri; Acipenseriformes; Acipenseridae. The transcript has a single exon. The record is from RefSeq and is a predicted model, not a curated record.